Molecule: messenger RNA, 1539 nt
Organism: Cylindrotheca closterium
Lineage: Eukaryota; Bacillariophyta; Bacillariophyceae; Bacillariales; Bacillariaceae
Source: the annotation of a GenBank genome assembly
AUGGACUCCCAUAGUUUCGUUGGAUUAGGAUAUUAUGCAACGUCAAACCCAGCGCAGCAAUCAUAUUCAACAGAAAGCAGCAACCCAUAUCAGCAAUACUAUGGAAAACAGCAAUCGCCAAGCACCCCCAAUACCUACGGAUAUGACGUGUAUGGUGACCAUUUAAGAACUGGUGAAGUUAACUUUGUUCCUAUGACUGAUGUGACCGCCAAUGAAACCCCAUCCGAUCACGCAACCUUCGCCAUUGGGAAGGAGAGCACAGUUCCUCCUGGACUUCCACCGCUUCCUGUUGGUGUAUCAGAACCAUCUGGGUCCAUGCCUGCAUAUCUACAACAUUCCCAAAUGCUUCCAUCUUUCCCAAGCCCACUGGUAGAUGGUCCUCCUCGUACCAUAUCCAUUCCUCAAACAGAAGUAGUAGACACUUCUGCUUUGCAGCAGCAACAGCAGCAAAUAGAAGAAGGACGCAAUAAGGCGCUGGAAAUCUUGAAACAAUUUGGAGCAUCGAAGCGAAUGGAAGAAUCUCAAAUUCAAAAGGUAGCUGAAAUAGGACGAAGUAAGGCUUUGGCCAUUUUGGAGAAUCAAAAGUUGCAGAUGAUGAGCGGCAACGAUGGCCAUCUCCUGUCGCUAGAUGCACUGCCACCGGAAGAAUGGGCCCGGCGGAGAAGGGUUUGUUUCGAAAAGUUGCAACGAAAGUACGAAAAAGCGAUAUUCCGGAACUUUGAAUAUGUCGCUCGCGUCGGAGAAGAACGAUUGAAAGCCCAAGCCAAGCAACUCCAAAACACGGAACGCUAUCACUCGGAGAUGGAAAGCUAUCACGCACAAGUUCUGCAGGAUCGCGCCAAAGCCUAUGCGACGGUACGCAACAAGGACUACUCCUUUACCGUGGCGGGGAUUGGGACCCAACAGCGGCAAAAGGCCGAACGCAAACGCAAACGAACUCAGGGACAACAAGAUUCCUCGUCCUCUGUCGCCAUUUACGUGUCCAAUCUACCAACAGAUGGAUCAGUGUCCGAAGAACUGAUGCGAGCUCUCUUUGGAUCCUAUGGAAGCUUACGAAAGAUUCAUUUCUACAUGGACAAACGAACUGGACAGCCAAAGGGAGACGCCCUGGUGAUUUACAAUACCAGUAUUAGUAGUGGUAUGGACGACGACCGUGGUCCGGCGGAUGUCAAGUCAUCGAUUGUCGAAGCAGUUUGUUCUCAGAUGAAUGGAGCGGAAUUGUCCUGUGGAACUUGCAUCAAGGUGGAGCCAUCCGAUCCAUUUUAUCAACUGCGAAAAAAGAAAGAGGCACCACCAAACUACUAUGGAAAGGCCGGUGCUGAGGAUUCACAGACAGCAGCACCAGCAGCACCAGCAGCACCAGCAGCACCAGCAGCACCAGCAGCAGUGGAAGAGAACGCCGAAGAAUUGGAAAAUAAAGAAGAAUCUGCCAUGGGGGUAGAAGAAGGAACAAGUAAGCCAGAAACGGGAGAUGACAACGGCAAAGAUGAAGACGGCAAAGAUGAAGACGAUUUGGAUGAUUUCUUUGCUUCGUUAUAA